AGACAGGAUAGCACAUACAGCUUUUGAUAUACCAGUCGUGCACUGGACAUUUAACCAUAAAAUAGUCGUGUAACCCUGACAGGUGAUCUAGGAUAGUGAACUUUAAGAAAUGUUUUUAAAAGUAAGAUAGGUUGCCCUAUUGCAUCACAGUUUGAGGUGGCAGAUGCAAAAAAAAAGAAGAAAAAAGUCUCUUCCUUACAUAGUAAAAAGGCAAGAUAUAGGUAUACUUUUCCAGCGAUAGCAUCAACGUUUACAUCAGUUUUUCCUCAAACUAUAAAUCCUAGAUAAAUGAAACUUGGUUUAUAGUUGUAUCUAUGGGUGCUCAUUGCAGUGCAUGUGAAAAGAAUUAAAAAUUAAUAAACUGAACAUUUUUAUAAUUAAAAUACUUUUGCAUUUAGCUUAAUGUCAGGGUUUGAUGUUGGCUCCAUUUCUCACAAACUAAAAGUCACAAAUUGAUGAAACUUGUUUUGUAGUUCUUUCUAUGGGUGUUCAUCAUAAUGCAUGUGAAAAGAAUUUAAAAUUAAUUAAACUUUUUUAAUUAAAAUAUAUUUGCUUUUUGUUCAACAUUUAAAGUUUCACAUUUAGAUCCAUUUCUCCAACAUCAAAUGAAACUUGGUUUACAGAUGUUCCUAUGGAUAUUCAUCACAGUGCAUGUGAAAAGAAUUAAAAAUUAAUUAAUUAAACAUAUUUAAUUGAAAUACUUUUGCGUAAAGCUAAAUAUUAAAGGUUUGCGUCCAGCUCCAUUUAACACAAACUGUAAGUCCUUGAUCGAUGUUACUUGUUAAAUAGUUGUUAGUUAAAAAUUAAUAUUAAUUUUUUUAAAGAUGAACAUCUUAUGUAUGCAAAUGACACCAAACACGUUUAUGGUAGGCAAGACAUUUAAUACUGUGGCUGGGGUGUCGUUAAACAUACAUAUAUUCAUUUAUUUUAAUUCUGCGAAUAACUUCUGCAAGGAAGAACAUUAUACACUAAAAAUUAUUUAAUAGGUCUGAAUGGUUUCUUACAAGUAUUUUAAGGUAAAUUGAACAUUAAACAACUAUUUGAAACUAAUAUUCAGGUCUGUACUUAAGUGAAAAACAUAAUAUUAGUUUACAAAUUUGGUGGGGGGGGGGGGGGGUCAUCUAGCAUGUUAAUAUUUUGAGAACUCAGAAGUACCAAAAUACAUGUACACAUACAUGUACGUCACGGGAGCCGAAAUUAAAUUAUUUUCUUUUUCUGUCUGUAUUUUUGCAGCCGUGCAAACCAAACUGCCCCCAUGUUGACCUGUGACGCGGAAACUGAAAGCAGCAUCUGUAUGCAGCAGUCGUUUCUGGAAGAAUAAUAUUUUACUAAUGAGAAUAACAAUAGAUGUUAUUUUAAAUAUACUAGUGUUAUUGUGUAACCUGUACAUGCAGAGAUCUACCAUGUUAAUUCAGCAUGCAUUUUUAUAAAUUUACUGUAUUUAAACAAAAUGUGCAGAGUUCAUUUUUUUUUUUUUUUUUUUUUAAUAUAUAUUGCUUUAGUGCAAUGCUUAGAUUAACAUAUAGUAACUUGUAUAGAUUUAAGCAAACAGAAAUAUUGUGUUAAAACUGACUGAUUUGUGUCAUAUUAAUUUUUUUUUUUUCUUCUUCUUUCUUUUUUUCAUAUUCUUGUUUUUACAGGUACCAUAUACCUUAAAACCCCAAGUUGACAUUUGAAGCACAAGUGACAAGCGAAUACAUCAAUAUUGUUUGUUUUCAAUUUGAAAAGAAAUAUGAUAUAGUUUUUGGUGUUCUUUUGAAAGAAUGAGCAAAACUACCUUUGUUGUAAAUCAUUACCUAUGUUAAAUAUUUAGUGGCUGUGCAUUUGUAGUGGGUGGGUGGGGAUAAAUAAACAUUCUUUACUCUCACAUUUUCUGUACUUUCAAGAAAGUUGUGGUUGAAUAGAGAUGCCUUGGUGGUGCUUUCGUUGAGUCACCAGGUUUAUGGCUUGUAGGUACUGAGUUCAUGUCCCAGUACUGAUUCAAUGGACUGGUGGUGGGCUAUUACAGUGACUUCUAACCUGUUAACCCUGGUCCUGGAUAGAUGGCCCAGAUAGCCAAAAUAUGUGUCCAGGAUAUCUUAUUUGAACUUUGCAUAUACAUGUAUGUGUGCAUAUAUGUAUUAAGUAGGAUUUUAAAAAUCCGAAACAAACCCAGUUGUAAUAGUUGUUAUUGACCAACAAUUAAACAUCUUUUUCUCUUUUUUUUUGUUCAAAGCAAAUUAACUGGCAUCAUAAGAUAUUUAAAAUUUAUUAAGAAAUAGUGAAAAAUAUAUCUUAAAUUUUCAGUAAACAUUUACCAUACUUAUACUAAUGAACAGUGCAUGCAGCUUGUGCAGUUAAUGUUAAAUCUUUAUGUUGCAGGCAUGCAUCUCAAGGUUCCCUCUGUCUCUGUCUCGACCCCCACCCCACCCCCCAAGCUAUUUGGUUCUGUCUGUCGAACAACAUAUGAAGGUAAAAAAGGUUAAUAGUUCAAGAGAAGUUAGUGUAAUGGCCUUGCACAUCCUGUUUGAGCUUUGUGCACUGAGAUAGUACGGAGAGAGAAUGAAUUCAGUAUCUACAAACCUUGAACCCAGUGGCUUGAACCACUUGGUCAAAGUGGCUGGUGCACGUAACUUUACAAAUGCUACAAUUGAUGUAGUGAAUGGAUUGCCCUUUAUAGUGAGGUGGUUUGCAACAGGGUUCAUUGUCGUACUGGUACAUGGUUCAUACAUUUCACUUUUCUGUUUCAUACACCGAGCCUACACACUGUUCUUGUUUUUAAAUCCCAAAAUAUGGAGUCGUGAAGAUGCCACAGUAAACAAUCAAAUGAUGAAACCUGAUGGACAUUUACCAAAUGCAAAAAAAAAAAAAAAUGUGUUGAUAUUUUAUUAAAAUAAACAAUAUAAAGCAUUGCUGACAGCUAGUAUGUUACAGAGGAUAAAAAUUCUCCUAUUUUUUGUUUGUUUGUGGUUAAUUCUGGAUUUUAGUGCUACCCCAAAACUGUUAAUGUUCUUAUGACAACACCUGUGCUUCUUUUUUUUAACCUUUGUAUUUUUAAUAUUCAUUCUAGAGAGCCAAUGUGAUUUCCAUCCUAGAUUAAUCAUUGGUCUCCAGCUGAAACAAGAAAUCAGGGGGGAAGGGGGUUAUCAUCCUUUCAUACAUAUUACAAUUCUUCAUGUUGAAUAUGAAGGUUCUCAUCUAAUAGAGGUGCAUGGAUAAGUGAACUUGAAGUCUUCAUUCCUUGGUGGGACUGGUAUGUCAAAGGCUGUGGUAUGUGCUAUCCUGUCUAUGGGAUGGUGCAUAUAAAAGAUACCUUGCUGCUAAUCGAAAAAGAGUAGCCCAUGAAGUGGCGACAAUGGGUUUCCUCUCUCAAUAUCUGUGUGGUCCUUAACCAUAUGUCUGAUGCCAUAUAACCGUAAUUAAAAUGUGUUGAGUGCGUCGUUAAAUAAAACAUUUCCAGGCCACUAACAAAGCCAUUCCACCAUCAGCAGUAUUGGGUUAUUAGUGAAAGAGAUAGUUGGCGAAACACUGAAGAUUUUGAAAUAAAAGCUUGUGUAAUAUAUAACUUGCCGAGUAAUCGCAAUCUUUUGGUCUACUUUCUUUUUAUUUUAUUAAAUAGGGUUGAACAUAAGUUUUGUCUUGUCAAAGGUUGUUCAAAUAUGAAUAAUAAUAUUUUUUAUUCCUCUUUUGAAAAAAAAGUUAAAAUCAAAAUCUCCAGUGAUUUUCUUACGGACGGACAUACAUGUAGGCUUGUGCAUACAAUAUUUUUAACAGGUGGCAUAAAUAGAAAAGGACUGAUUUUGAUGACAUGGCACAUACCUUGAUGAGUAGUGAUUAAGUAUCACAGAUGAAAAUCUGAUGAUUUUGUAAUUUUUGGUGUGAAAUUUUUGUCCUUGUGUUUUGAUAAAAAGUUAUGUUCAUCUAGAAAGCAACAAAUAAUUUGCAGCUAACAGUUGAUCUUUCUUUUUUUUCUUUUUUUUAUUCUUUUUUUUCUUUUUUGCCAUCUGCCAAAUAUUAUUUACAUCCCUGCUUAUGGCCAACCAGUUGUAGGAAGUCUGUUGUGUUUUUAUAACAUAAGCGGCUUUUAGUCUUCUGGUUAAUCUGAGUACAUACUUUGUAAUAGUUUUAUUUGCAGGUGUCUUAAGAAAAGGAUACAGAUCCCCCCAACCAAGGUUUCAAGGAGUUUAGUGCAGGAACCGAUUACUUAUGUCUCUUUCUUUCUUUCUUUUUCUGUGUUUUUCAUAUGCAAUGGUAGUAGAAGUGAAAAGUGUGCCACCAUAACAGUCAACAUGUAUUUGAAGGCUUCUAGCCAAGAGAACAGGGCCAGCCCUGAAAAAGGGCUAUACAGAGGCCUUUCAUUCAGCAUUGAAGCGAGGACCUCAUACUGCAGGCAAACCAGACUGGUCCUUUGUUGGAGGGUCCCGGUGCCAAGCGAGAAAUCAAGCUAUUCACACCUCCCAAGCUGUCAUCGUCCCAGCAAGAUCUCAUUCAGAAGGCCAAGAAGUAUGCAAUGGAACAGAGUAUCAAAAGCGUGCUGGUUCGGCAGACAAUUGCACACCAGCAACAACAAAUGCAGAAUUUCCAAACGACAGUCCAGAGGCAGCAGGCAUUAGCCUUGAUGUGCAGGAUAUAUGUUGGCAGUAUUAACUUUGAAAUCAAAGAAGACACGAUAAAACAGUCUUUCAUUCCAUUUGGACCAAUCAAGAGUGUGAAUCUGUCGUGGGAUCCUAUUACGAAUAAGCACAAAGGUUUUUCCUUUAUUGAGUACGAGGUUCCUGAGGCAGCACAGCUUGCACUGGAGCAGAUGAAUGGCGUCAUGAUCGGGGGACGCAAUAUCAAAGUUGGACGUCCCAGUAACAUGCCCCAAGCUCAGCCCAUCAUAGAGCAGCUGGCCGAGGAAGCAAAGAAUUACAAUAGGAUAUAUGUAGCAUCUAUUCACAGUGAUUUGUCAGAGUCCGAUAUACAGAGUGUGUUCGAAGCUUUUGGAAAAAUUAUCACUUGCAAGCUGGCUCAAGAUCCCACAAAACCUGGUAAACACAAAGGUUACGGCUUCAUUGAGUUUGAGAACCAGCAGUCGGGCCUCGAUGCAGUCGCGUCAAUGAAUCUGUUUGAUCUGGGAGGACAGUAUCUACGAGUAGGACGGGCGAUCACUCCACCAAAUGCCCUCCAGGCCCCAACAGGUCCCAGCAGCAUGCCAACUGCCUCUGCUGUUGCUGCAGCUGCUGUCACGGCCAAGAUCACUGCCAUGGAUGCCCAGCAACAGACGGCCGCUGUUCUGGCCCCACCUGGUCUUGCUAUGCCGACGACUCUUGGAAAUGGCAUACCCUCUCCACCAAGUCUGAAACAGUCUUCACCCGUGCCAAUACCAAUCCUGCCACCACCUCCAAUAGCAGUUCCCACGCAGCUCGGCCAGCCCCCAAUUAUAACCCCUCUACCCAUCCCUCCAAUACCACCCCCUUCAGUGAGGCCUCUCAUGCCUCCAACCCUUGUUCCGUCAACCCUCAUACCACCACCAGUGAUGCCGCCAAGUCUCAUACCAUCAACUAACAUACCUCUUCCAGUUACAAACUCUCUAGCCAAUGCCACGGCUAUUGCUGCAUCAUUGUCAGCGGCAAACCCUGAUGCGGAGAGAGAAGCGAAGGCGAACGGAAAACAGAAACAGGACGACGACCAGCACCAGUCUCUGGAGCAGCAGGAAAGCAUGAAGAUUAGUGGCAGCAACGCCAGACACAUGGUCAUGCAGAAACUGAUGAGGCAGUCCGAGGCUCGAGUGAUGGUGCUGCGUAACAUGGUGGGGAAAGAAGACCUUGAUGAUGACCUCGAGGAAGAGGUCACGGAGGAAUGUGGCCUGUACGGUGUUGUUAACCGAGUCAUCAUUUAUCAGGAAAAACAGGGCGAAGAGGACGAUGCUGAAGUUAUUGUUAAAAUAUUUGUUGAAUUUGCAUCAAUUGAGGCGAUUGAAAAGGCAAUAAGUUCCCUGAAUGGCCGUUACUUCGGAGGAAGAAUAGUCCGAGCAGAACGUUAUGACCAGGAUAUGUUUGAAGCCCAGGAUUUGUCUGGUUGACAUCAUCAAGUUGGCUGACAAUCCUCUAUUCUCAGACUGUUUUCAAGUAACGGACAACUUAACUCAACAAGGAGUGACAUCAUGACAUGGAACAUCUCACCACCCCCUGGGGAACAAAACACCAUCACCAUACUUUUGGAAACUUCGUUCAGUGCAUUUUUUAUUUCAUAUGAAGUUUGUUGUUCAUAACGAGUUGUGCUUCAUGAGUGAUUCGUUGGGGUGGGGGAGGGGUUUCAGUAAUACUUCUACAUCGAUAAUGCAUCUCUCAGUCUUGUAACUGUCAAUCAGAAUACCACCACCUGGGUAGUUAGCCAUUUUCUGAUUGGCUGUUUGAAAAUUGGAUCAUCCCAUUGUGAGAAGAGGAAACUGCAAUUAAUUUUUUUUACUUUCAGAAUAAGUGUUUGAAAAAGAAAAACCAUUUACGUUUUCUUCAAUCCUUUGUUGGAUUUUGUGUAUCGGUUCCAACACCAGAUUAAGAUACAAUGUGUCAUUGUCCAUUAGCAGGCAGUAGGUGGUGAUUUUGGGCAGCAACUGAUGCCGACACUGGCGCCUAAAUUUUAUGCUUGCACCUUAUUGCACAGAGUAAAAUAAAGAUAUAGCAAUCUACCUACUUUUCUUAAACAGCCUCCUGCUUUCAAAGAAAUGAAUACAUUUCAUUAUGGUUACUGUGAUCUUGUAUUGUUUGAUGAGUAUUAUUAUUACCCAUAUGGCUAAAAAUAUCUUGGUACAUAUCAAAGUGACAAGUCCCACUAGAAAGCCAAGUGGAACGUAACACUUUAACGUCACACAGUGUCAUUGAUUGACGCACUAUAACCUUACAGGAACGUUAACCAAACGAGUUGAGUGAUGUAAAUUAAGAUCGAUUAUGGGUAGUAAAUAGGAUAUUAAACUUGCUACCAUUUUGUAUCAUGUUUAUGUCCCUCAUCAAAUAAUGUUCAGUGUCACUUGGAAAAGCUCAUGACAACUGAAAAUUAUUUCACUCGGGACAUAAACAUGAUACGAAAUGGAAACUUGUUUAAUGUCCUAUAAUUAUGUGUAAUCAGAAUUUGGUAACAAUAUGUAAUGGUGGAAUUAAGUGGAAUAAGGAGAAGUAAAUCCGGAUUAUUAGUAUGUGGGUGGAAAAUGUGUUUACAAAGUGAUGAAAAUGUCACAAAAACCCUAGCAAUAAAAAAACAUUGACUUUUGAGUGAGUUAUUCGCUGUACAAGUUCUUGCUUUCAUGUGCUUAGUGUAUGCUAUAGCAGCUUCACAAAAUGCUGGAGGACCUGACCGUAGUUAUGACAAAAUUCUAUGACUAGAUAAGUGUGUAUAUUUUUGGUCCGUGACUAAAAAUCUAUGUCACAUGACAUAUGCCUAACUUGACUCAUUUUCUUCAAGCUAUUAUUUCAGUGUAUCAUUGAUAUUUAUAAAUAAAGUGGGGGGUUUGUGAUGCAAAUAAGAAAACUUGUAUUUAUGUGAAUUAAAGAGUUCACAAAUGCUAUUUUGAUGUGAAGAAAUGUGGCUAGCGUCUUACAAAGAAUGACAAUCGUGCAAGUAUGAUGUUAUACUGCAAAAUAUUUGCUAGAUUUAUGUUACACAAUCUGUGUAGCAAAACUGGAAUAAAUGUGAUUAUUAUACUAUUCUCGUUGGAUUGCAGGAUAAAUAACAUAACUGGUUACUGUCUUAACAUAUCAGCUUUAUCCUGCUGAGGUCAAAUAGCAAAAUUGUUUUUGCAGAUCGCUGACAUAAUUUAGUCCCCUACAAGUUCAACAGGAGCGGACUAUAGGUUUCGUCUCCGAUAAUCUGUCUGUCUCUCUGUCCGUCUGUCUGUCCCACAUACAGUUUUCUGGAUCUUUUUGGCACAAUGUCUCAAGAUAUUGAGAUAGAAUUUUGAGAUUGCCUUUGUGAUGUGAAAAUUUGUCUUCCAGACUUUUUCCCUCCUUAUGCCUGAAGAUAUUGAGAUGACAUUUUGAAUAUUUCUUUAUCAAGUAAAGGUGUUGUUUUUUUUUUUUUGUUGGGCUCGGUAGGGAACAUGUAUUGCUUUAGCAGUACUCUCAAAAUAUAUGUUAACCAUUCUAUUCUUCACAGGAUAAAGCUGAUAACUUGUGGCAGUAACAAGUUAUUCUCUAUUUAUGUGACACGGAAAAGUAUGCACCUUCAGAACUAGCGUCGGUGAGUACGACUGGAUUUGUAUGCAAUAUUACAUUAAUGUGCACAGUUCUGUUUGAGAAGCAACUUGUAUAAGUUAUAACAAUUCAGAAGCAGUCCAAGGACCUGCGGAUACCUUGUGCCUCACACACUGUGCCCUGACAAUACAUAGCCUGCCCUGACAAUACAUAGCCUGCCCUGACAAUACAUAGCCUGCCCUGACAAUACAUAGCCUGCCCUGACAAUACAUAGCCUGCCCUGACAAUACAUAGCCUGCCCUGUAAAUAUUGUGGCCAUGAUAAACCAUUUGUAUUACACUGGUUAUUGUAUCAACUAAACCAAGUUGAUGGCUUUCGAUUAAUUUAAUGCUAACUUCCAAACACACCGUCUUUAUUCUGCAAGUGGUAUGCUAUUAAACUGUGUAGAUUAAUUCAUUUGAGGAAGUUGUGUGCAUGGAUAAAAGUGAUGUUACAGUUUACAAGUUGAUACAUAAUUUUGAGCUUCUCAAACCACAGUGCAUUUUCCCUUAAAAUAUAUUAAUAGACCAUGGUCACAAAGAUCUCUUAGGCUCUGCUAGACAACAAAGCAUCCUCUUUGCAAGUCUUUUAGCAUUGCACUGCGAGAUUGCAAAGUUGCGAGAAUUUAGUGA
Messenger RNA from Gigantopelta aegis, 8818 nucleotides. RefSeq names its product poly(U)-binding-splicing factor PUF60-like. Gene Ontology annotation, molecular function: RNA binding. Lineage: Eukaryota; Metazoa; Mollusca; Gastropoda; Neomphalida; Peltospiridae. The coding region runs from base 4490 to 6043 and encodes 517 amino acids. Gene Ontology annotation, biological process: alternative mRNA splicing, via spliceosome; regulation of alternative mRNA splicing, via spliceosome; mRNA splice site recognition. Gene Ontology annotation, cellular component: precatalytic spliceosome; catalytic step 2 spliceosome. The transcript is spliced from 12 exons. The record is from RefSeq and is a predicted model, not a curated record.